Porites lobata is the source of this 14541-nucleotide messenger RNA. The record is from the annotation of a GenBank genome assembly. Lineage: Eukaryota; Metazoa; Cnidaria; Anthozoa; Scleractinia; Poritidae.
AUGGCAAACAUAGGCCAGAGAGUGCAGUCUCAGCUAACCUCUCUACACGAAACAGUCUUCAAAGAAACAGAGAUGUCCAAAGAGAACAGCAAAAAGUGGGAUCCGUUUCCCCCAGAACUGAUUGCCAGACUUCAUCACAGUACAACUGACGUUAACUGCGAAGUGCAAGUCCUGGAGAGGUAUCUAGACCAAGUGCGGGAAUUGAUAACAAUCGGUGGGAAAAAUAACAAUGGACUUCACACCUUCAAAGGAGUGUUCUACGAGGAGAACAACAAUGAAACAGACGAGAACAAGAAGAAGCGUGCCAAAGAAGUAGAAUUGAUGAGGGGGCAUCUUCAAAUUAACGGAGGGAUACUUGAUCACGAGGGGUUGGUUCGACGGCUGGAAAGCGAUCGCUCAAAACUGGAAGUAGAAAGUUACAAUUACAAGCAAAAAUUAAAGCUUAUAAAGGACAAACUAAACGAGCGUGGGCAGCUGGAUGAAGAACUGGAUUUACUGACCAAAGUGGAAUGCAAACCCGAUGAGGAAAACGAAGAUGGAUUUGCUUUGUCAGAACUUGUCACUUUAAGAAAAGAAAGGAAAGUUCUGCUAGCGACAGUCCAUAAAUUACAAAAGAAAACGACGAAUGGAUACAAAAUGCACAAAGAUACCGCCGACGCUGCAGUUCAGUGUAAAAUGAACGUCCUAGGACAGUUAGGGAACCAUGGUGUUUCUCUUUCCAGCGUGGAGGUGGAAGAACUCAAGACUAGUUUACUGACCCUGCAACUGGAACAUGAGAAGCUGGAAGAAAAGUAUAAGUCAAUGGAGGAAGAAAGUGGCAAGCUGACAGAGGAAAAAAGAGCGCUCGAAGACAGCGUGAACAAGUUAAGGAGCCAAAUAACCGAUGCCUUGGAUUCCAGCCUAGAAGAAAUGGAACAAUUACAUCACCAAAAAGAAGAGCUUAACGGCAAAAUUCAACUCUUGGAAGCAGAAAACAAAAAUUUACGAGAGAAUGUCGUUGAGUUGUCGACAAAAAAUGCAACACACUUGAAAGCUCUGCUUGACGAAAUUGAACGAAAGGAUUCCCUAGAGGACGCAGUCGAUUACUUAGGUACCGAGAUUCAAAAGUUCAAUGAAAUCAAUAGCAGCAUGGUGUAUUGUACAGAAAGUGAGACAAGCGUCCCACGGGAAACGGGUGAAAAAAUUCAUAACUCGGGUCUCUUAAGUGAAAUAAAGACAUGCAAAGAGUUGAUCGAUUCACAAACAGCUCAAAUACGGCAACUUCAAGUGGACAAAAGAGAUAUCGAGGACAGUUUUAUUAACCUAAAGAGAGAGAUUGUUGUUCUUAAAACCAAGCGUGGCGAUAGGCGACAAUUGGACUUUGAAAGUGUCGAUAAAGAAAGUGAUGGUAGCAUGCAACCCGCUCGGAAGAGUUCAGUGGAGCGUUGCGAGUUUCUUAAACAAGACAUCCUUCGUCUCACCAAACGCGGAACCGAACUUGAGAAUGUUAUAAAAGCUCUCAAGUCAGACAACUCGAAUUUGGAGGAAGAAAAAGUGUGUUUGCUGGAUUCGCUUUACCAUCAACUGGAGAAGAAUGAGAAACUUGAAGUACAAAUCAACAAACUGAAGAGUAUAAUUAGCGAGAACGAUAUCACUAUAGGAUUAGAUCCAGUAACAACAAACCACCUACCUAACAGCAAACAGCAAAGUGAUGCAUCAAGCGAUGAAGAGACAGACUUCAAUGGAAAUGUUGUGGCUACUGAAAAUAUCACUCAAGUUUCUCCGGAGAGAGACGAACACAGUUCUUCUACCGACGAAAGUUUACGAAUGAAGUCAGAUCAGCUAAGCGACGAUCUAAAAGGUGUAAAAGAGCGCUUGCUUGAGAUUGAAAAGGAGAAUGAGAGAAUCAAUCAGGAGCUACAGGAGAGUAGGAGAAACGAAACGGAACUCCGAGAAAUGGUGUCAACGAUGAAGAAAGAAGCCACAGUGAGUAAGCAUCAGUUCCAAAAGAAUCAAGAGGUAACUAACACACUCCAAGAAUGUCUACGUGAAGCACACGAAGAGAAACAGGAGCUAGUCGAAUCCCUUGAUGAGGUCACGGAAGAAAAGGCUGCUUUGGAGAAAAAAGUUGAAACGAUGGAUAAAGAACUGACAUCACUUAAAGAAAAUUAUCAACGAGUGAAUGGCGAAUUAGAGCCAACUACAGCUGGAAUGGAGAGUGCUGAGAAAGCUAAACAGCAAAUGAGAUCUAUUUAUGCCAAACUAUGGGAACUUUACGAAUCCUUGACAGAUAAAGAUAAAGACAGUAGCUCUGAGGAAACCGCCACCGACAUAAAAGAAAUGUCGCUGGAGGAACAAGGGAACAACAUUCUUUCACUGGUUGAAAAAGUUCAACAGGAAGUUACCCUCCUUAAGAAGGAACUUAGGAGAGUGAAGACUGACCAGGAAAACCUAAAGGUCAAAUUGGAAUCGUCUCAAACGGAAAAGUUAUCGCUGCAGAAAUACGUUCGAGAACUUGAUGAGAAGCGAAGACAAGUAAAGAGCUUCAUCACCAAGCUCACCGAGGAGAAAGAGGCAAUGUCAGAGCAAAUAGACGAGAUCAAACAACAGAAGAACAAUUUAGCUGACGCUUUGGAAAACGUUUAUCAAAGCAAAGAGGGCCUGCAGUAUCAAUUGGAAGAUGCUCUAUGUAAGCAGCACGAAAGUACCAUGUCACUAACGGAGGUGUCAGCGGAGGUUCAAAGCUUAAAGAAAUCACUUUCUAGGAUGGUAGAAGAGCGUGACGCUUUAAAGGAAGCGCUGCUGGAGACCACGACCGAGCUCCACACACUUAAGGAAUCCGAAACUAAGUGGAAAGAAAAAGUUACUGGAGCUCAAGUCGAGGCAGACCAAAGUGUUGAAGACACAAAAGACGCGAACACAGAAGAGGAAAAAGAUGUUAUUACUCGCCUACACUUGGAGAAUGAUGGACUCAAGAAACAACUAGAAGAGCUAAUGUCAACUAAGCACUCCACAAUAGGUGAAACUGCUACAGAGAAGGAAGCUCCAGUUCAGUCAAGCAGCAGCCCUGAAACCGAUCUUAGCGAGAAUCAUUCGCAGGGUGAAAAUGGCAUACAACCUAGCACAGCACUGCAAUGCGAAAGCAGCCCUCCUGUUUACGAAAUGGUUACAUCGUUUGACAACAGAGAGUUCGAGCAGCCUCCAAGUAACGAAAACGAUUUGAUAGCUCCAAGUGAGGCAAGUUCAACCCUUGAAAACCCGCCUCCCAGCGAUCAACUGGAAUCGCUUGAUGUACGUUACAAUAAAGUGUGUGCAGAAAAGAAGCUACUUGAAGAGGACCUGAAGCAAAGUGUCGAAGAGAUUGAACAGCUAAAGGGCCGGUUUGACUCCAUUUCAUCCGAGAAGGAAAACUUAGAGAAACAACAAGAGUUGAUGAUCAAGGAAAAUAAAGAAAUGCUUACAGAACUGGAAAAAGCCAAGGAGGAAGAGGCGAGACUAAAGCUUCGCAUUGAAGAAACUUCCAAACAGGGGGAACAACUUGCUGAGGAAAAAAAUAAUCUUGAGAAGAAGUAUAUUGAAAUGGCUGAAGAAAAAGAAAGGACUGCAUGGGAAAGUGAAACACGAACCAUUGAAGUCGCACGGCUCUUAGAGCAAAUGGAAUCACUGGAAGAACAGCUUCAGGGAAAAUCGUAUGAGCUUGCCGAAAUGGAGAAUAACUUAAAACAUGUGACAAAAGAAAAAGAAGAUCUGGAUGGCGUAGUGAAUGGAAUGCAGAAAGAAAAAGAAGAUCUUGAAGCUAAACUAGAGAAACACAUCAACGAAUACAAGGCUUUUCAAGAGACGUUAGCGGAAUCUGAGACUCAAAAGACCGUACAAGAUGAAGAGCUAAAAAAGUCAAAGCAGGAGUUACAAGACACUGCAAAGAAGUUAAGAGAUGAAAUCGAGACCCUAACAGGCACGCUGAAAGGUAUUCAAGGGAAACUUGCCACCGCCGGGGACGAUUUGGAACUUGCUGAAGAAGAGAAAGAUAAGUUGUUGGUCCAAGUCACCCAGUUUGAAGAAAAUGAAAAGCUCCUUGGGGAUCAAAUGGCUGCGAAGUCUCGAGAAAUCUCCGACCUGAAAGAAAAAGUGGAAAAACUCGAUGGCGACAAACAAUUCCUCACAAACAAGUUAGAGGAAACAAAGAUUGAAAGUAAUUCCAUGCGAGAUCAGCUUAAGGAACUAAGAGACCAAGCUUUGGAUUUGCACGCUCUUAUCGACGAAUCAGUGGUUAAGAAAUCUGCGCAACAAUCUGAAGGUACCCAACAAGCAGAGGCAAAUCUUCAAUACGUUUAUCAAUAUAUUGUUGCUGUCUUAGAAGAAAAGGGAUCUGUAGAAGCAAAGCUCGAGGAAGCUGAAAAUUCAAGCCGCGAAAUUCAAGAUGAUAACAAACAGCUCCUUCAAGAGCGAACAGAGCUAACAAUUCAACUACAUGAGGCACUGGGCAAAGAGGACGUUGAUGAACCAUCGUCACCGACCACGACGCGGUAUGAUGAGACCCGACUGUCACGUGAGAUCAGCGAUGUCCGUAGUCUUAUUGAAAAGCUAAGCUUACAGAAGGAGAAGUUAGGGGCUGCUUUGGCGCACAAGGAAAGUCAAAUUGCUGCUGUAACUGCUGAGGCUGUCGAGAAGACAAAAAUGUUGGAAAAUAAAGAAAAAGAGGCAGAGUCGCUGAGCUUAACCCAAGCGGAAGUGACGGUAGCGUUGGAACAUGCGACAAAAGCGUCGGAUGAAUUGCUGGCUGAACUAGAAUGCGAGAAGGAAAACGUUUCAAGACUGACUCAAGAACUAGAAAAUGCAAAGAACCAGAGUUCAGAUUUGGGAGUAGCACUGGCAGAGGCGAAGAGCAGUUCUGACAAGUUGCUCUCUGAACUGGAACGCGAAAAGAACACAGUUGCAAGCUUAAGUCAAGAACUGGAGCAUGCAACGAGCGAGGAAAAAGAGCAUACACUUUGCAUCAAUAGACUCGAAGAGGAGAAGAAGGCGUUCAUGAUGGCUUUAAACAAAUCUCGAGAGCUUGAAAAGCGCUUGAACAAAGCGCAGGAGGAGAAUAUCAAGAUACGAGAACAGAACAGUGAGCUAGAGGCCAAUGUAGAAGCUCAAGCAGCUUCAAUUUUGUCAUUUGAGACGAUGAACAAAGAAAGUGAGUUGAGAUGGAGGAACGAUCUCGAUGAAAAAGACGAACAGCUUGAAUGUCUUAAGGAGGAAAUCAAGAAGUCGAGCAUUGCAAUGACAGACUUGCUAAGAGUUGUAGAUGACCAAAAGAGUAAAAUUGCUAAGCUCGAAAAGAACUGUGAUGAAGCCGAGAAAUCACAGAAAGAGGCCGUCGAUGAGGUGAAUAAUUUGCAAAAGAAACUGGAUGAGGAGACGGAGGGAAAGAAAGCGUUGGAUGAGAAGUUGAAAGAGGUGCAAGAAAUGAUAGCCAAACGCGAAGACGAAAACGAAAUUCUUAAGCAGCAGAUAGCGGACCACGAUAGAGAAAGGUUGACUCUAGAAGAGAGUGUAAAAGAAUUGGAAACUAAAAAUAAAGACAAAGCAAAACGUUUACUGGACUUGAACUGCACCAAAACGUUUCUAGAAGAUGAGUGUAAAAAGUCGAACUCGGAGGUAACGUCUCUAAAAGAAGACCUCGCAAGCAAGAGUUCGUCCUUGGAAGACAUUCAAAAGGAACUGAAUCGUUCAAAAGAUUUUUACCAGGAAGGGAAAAGCAAAUAUGAUCAGCUGAAAAAAGAGAGAGAAGACUUGAAGAAGUCUCUAGAUGCUGCAGAGAAUAAAUUUAGAAAAGCCGAAGCCACAACCAGAACGACCAUAGAGCAGAACGAAAAGUUGACAAAGAAGUUAGAAGCCAUUGAGAAAGAAAUGGCUUCUCUUAAUUCAGCAUUUGGAGAAGCACAGAAUAAGGAACAAACUCUGUUGAACGAAGUGAACACCGAGACAGUACGAAUAGAAACCGAGUUGGAGAGUUUAAGACAUGAAUGUGAUACCCUACAAAAGAAAUUGAACGAGACAAUCGAGAGAAAUGGCGAGCUAGAGAAAGAACUUGAGUUGAAGAUAUCCGUAGAAAAGGACUUGGCAAAACUUACAGAGGAACAUAAGGCUCUUAAAGCGUUCUCUCAGAAGUUAGUCGAUGAUAAAGUUGAUCAGGAACAAACACGAAAGGAAAAACGCGAGGUGGAAAAGCAACUUCGUCGCGAGAAGAGCGAGAGAGCGAGUAUUGAAGAGGAAAUGGAACGUCUCCGGGAAGAACAGGAGGCUAUUAAAAUUUCGUCCCAAAAUAACGUCGCUCAAGACCAGACAGAUGCCGAUAACUUACUGCAAAGUGGAAAUGAAGAAAUAAUCGCAUGUGUCCAGGGAGGCUUGCUUUCAUCUGAAGUAGAAAUGGAAUACGGUUUAGGAUCAGCUAAAGAUCAGGAGGAUGGUUGUGUUGAAGACAAAUUAUCCAAGGAGCGCGAAUUAAAUGCCGAACUACAUGAAGAAAUAGAAGAGCUUAUUGAUGAGAAAGACGAGCUGAACGAGAUUAUCGAUGAGUUGAGAUCCAAGACGAAAAAGCUACAAACAGAUGUGGACACUUUGAUUGACGAAAAGGAGAGCUUAGAAGACAAACUGGACGAGAAUGAAAAACACUACAAGGAAGAGUUGGGAUCACUAGACGACGCAAACAAGGAAUUGUCGAAAAAGCUGGAAGUUCUUCUGAAGGAUAAGAACAUGCUUCGGGAAGAAAUUAAAGCAAAAGAGCAGGAGUAUCGAAAAGUUCUUGAAGAAAGGAAAAAGUUAGAGGAAGCGUUAGAGAAAAGCGAUCAAGAAGUAAAAAUCCGCGUCCCCAAGAAAGGUGAUCAAGGAGUUCGAAAUGGCACCGAGGAGAAGCUAACUAAAAGUAAAGAGAAAGUGAAGGAGCUGGAACGUAAGAUGAAUGAAACGCGCCUUGAAAAGCAAGAGGUGAUGAACCAGUUAGGAAACAAAAAGAGUGAGAACUCGACUUUGCGUAAGGCAGUAGAGGAGAUAACUUCAGCAAAAGAGGAAGCUGAAAAGAAACUGCAACAAACGGAGAAAGACCUUUAUGAUGAAAUCGACCAUCUGCAGAAAGCGUUGGAUGAGAAGAGCAAUCGCGUUACAUCUCUUGAGGAAGAAGUCAUGGACUAUAAAAGAUCAGGAGGAACUGAGGUGAAGCUGAAGAAACCAAAGAAAGAAGUGGAAGAACUUGAAGAGCUACGGAUCGAAUUGAACGAAAAAGACAAAAAGAUUGACUCCCUUGAAAAGGAGUUUGCUACGCACAAACAAUCGGCAUCGGACCGAGAGCAAGAGAUUCAUCUCCAUCUAGAUCGAAUACAACAAAAGUUGGCCGAUAAGGACAAGAAAAUUGCCUCGCUUGAAGAAGAAAUAGACGGGUUCAAACGAACAAGACAAAAAGAAAAGGGAAACAUUGACAAGAACAAAGAUGGAACAACGGCACAGGACCAUGGAGAUAAACUUUCAAAACUUCAAAGCGAACUAGCUGAAAAGGAGAUGAGAAUAGGUUCGCUCGAAGAAGCAAUAGUAGAAUAUAAGCGUUCACGAUUUGAAGAAGAGAAAGAUUUCCAGAUGAAAGAAGCGCAUUUGGCGGCAGCUCGUGAAGAAUUCUACAAAACUAUGAAAGAAAGAUGUGAGGACGAAGAACGAUUAGAAAGUAUAAGACGUGCAAACAACCGCCUUCAGGAGGCUCUAGAACUCGCUAGAGAAAAAGAAAAACGACUGAAGAAAGAACUACAGCAAGCAACAGGUAGAGAACGGUCGCACAGCUUGGUCUCUGAAGGGAGGCUCCGAAGUUCUUCGGCUGGAAAUUUGUUGGAAUCCGGAGUUUCCGAGUUUAACCUGAGCCCACAAACGACUGUCACCUCAAGCUCGCUUGAAAAAGCUGGGAAAGAAAUAGCUAUGCUGGAAGAACACGAGCACGAGCUGCGGAGCGAACUAAGGAAAGCACGCGAUCAAGUGUUCGAUCUCCACUUGGAACUGUCCGAUGCGUUACACGCGUUGAGACAGAAAGAACGACUCCACGAACAAGAACGCAAGCUAUUUCAAUCCAGCAUCGAAGACAUGGAGAAAGAGUACAACAAAAUGCGCAGAGAGUUUUCGUCGCUUAUAUCCAUGGAGAAAAACAGGUCUUCGUUCAUCACUGUAGUUGAACUCAAAGGAAGUUUGAAGAAAGCAGAGUCGGAUAUGCUCGAGGCAAUCGCCAAGACAGCCGAAUUGUUAAGUCGAGCAAAGAACGACAUUAGGGAGAGCAGGCGGAAUUCUAUCAGUGAAGAUGCUGACAGAUCCAAAGAGCGCACUAGAAGCUUCAUAGAACAGUCUACACAGGAGAACAAAGAGCUUCUAAAACAGCUAGACGACGCAUGGAAAGAGCGGGAUAGACUUGCUAAAAGACUCAAGCGUUCCGAAAGUGCCCGGGUCAUCUUGAAGCAAAUAUUGAAUGAGUCGUUAGUUGAAGUUGAAAGAUUUAAACAGCUCGUCGACUGUACGGAAAAACCGGGGAAACGACGAAGAGCGAGCACUGGUAGGCAAAAGAAGGUAGUCAAUACGCAAGAAUUAGAGACGCAAAGUGACCUGACGGCAACUGAUUUAGAAGAGGCUCAGCGUCUUAAAGACAGUCUUGAAGACCUUCGAAGGAAUAUUAGAGGUUUAGAAGAGUGUCUAAGCCAGGAAAGAUCCAAGGGCGAAGGAAAUCUUCUUGAUUUCUUGAGGGAGAAAAACCGAUUGAAUGCUGAAAUAACCGCUUUGAAGGAGUGUGCGCAAGAAUCUAACAAGAGUAAAGACUCACUCCAUUCAAAGGUUCACGAUCUGCAAGAAAAAUUAGAGCUUGCUCAGAAGGAGAAAACAGCUGUCGAGCUUGAGGUUUCGGAAGUCCGGUUCGAGGUCGAUAAACUUCGUAAUCUGUCGUACGAUGAACGGGCAGAGAAGAACUCAUGGAAACAAGAAAACGCCGAAUUGAAGAAAACUCUACAGGAAACGAGAGGAAAAGACGGGAAAAUAAUGAAAGAAUCGGACAAAGUAAAGGAAUUGAAAAAGGACAAAGAGCGCUUAUCUACGGAAAAUGAAACACUGAAAAAGAAUGUGAAGGACUUCAAAAAAGAACUAGACAAAUCAAACAAAGAUAAUUUUGCCGCGGUCUGUAAAGAACUGGAAAAUGCUAAACAUCGAAUCAGUGAAUUAUCCAACGCCAAAGAAGUUGCCAUUAACAAAAACAUGGCGAUAGAAUCUGAACUUAAAGCGACAAAGGAGAGUUUGAAAGCCUUACAAACGGAACAGUACGAACUUAAGAACGAGAACAAUAGUUUGGAGGAAAACUGUAAAGAAUUGGAAAACGAAAGAACUCAACUAGUCGAGGACGCACACUCAUUUAAAGUGACAAUGGAAAACAAGAAUCAAGAUUUGCUGUCCAAGAUAGACGCCAAAGAGCACCAAGCGAUCUCACUGCAGACAAGGGUGGAGGAACUGAGCACACUCCAAAGGAAACUUGAAAACGACUGUCGUGGUUUGGAAAAAGACAAAGAAACUGCUUUAUCUCGAGUGCGACAGCUACAAUACGACAAGCAGCGCAUAGAAACAGUCAACCGUGAGCAAAGAGCUGAGAUCGAACAUCUUCUUCUUGAUAAAGGAAAUCAUAAAGAGCUAAACGACAAACUCAGGAGCUUAUUCGCGGAGAAAGACAAACUUGAAGAGAUGAACAGGAAGCUGGAGAUGGACGUAAGAGACCUGUACAAGGCACUGGAGACCAAAGGUCAAGAUGUUAACAAAGUUGUCGAAGAAUUAAAAGACAUGGCUUCCAAGGUACGCUACAAUAAUUAACUUUUAUGAGUAUAUAAUAUUGUCUAUUAUCAUUCUAUUCUAAGUAUGUAAUAGUAAAUAUUUUAUAAUACCGUCAUUACAAUCCCUGAUAUGGCCACAUCUUGUUAUAUAUACCACCCAAAAUGCGACAAAUAAUAUUUUAUUUUGACGAGGCGGUUGCCAUCGAGAGGUCUCAUAAAAAAGUGAUUGCAGAAACCUAAGGUAAGGCGUUUAUGCGAGGGUAUUUGAUUACAUGAGUGAAUUAAUUUUAUACGUAUAAUAAUAUUAACGACUUCAGACUCCAAAAGCAUAUGUAACCUUUCCAGUGGUAUGUUUUAGAAGGAGCAUUGGGGUAUUUGAGUUAAUGACGACAAUGGCUGAAAUAGUCUUUGUGACUGCCUAUGUAAACAGUAGCCUCGAUUACCAGCCGCUGUUUGGGAAAUGAGCCAGUGCUCCUUUCCCGAACAGAAUCUUCGAAUUCUCGGUGAAGACCGAGAGAACGGCGGAAAUCGUGCCUACGUAAACAGUAGUUACAGCUCCACAAGUUGAUUUGAGGAAAAACAUCAGUUUCUUUUGGAGGGAGUGUUUUGAAUUGAUUUUUAUUAUUUUUUUUCAUCAUUAUCAUCAUCAUUAUUCAUUUAUUUAUUUAUUUAUUUAUUUAUUUAUUUAUUUAUUUAUAUCUUUGCUUUCAAGGUCAAGAAGCUUGAAGCUGAGAAAGAAAGAGAAACGUACCUUAAAGAGCAACUGGCUGAGCAAGUAAUCGAGAAAGACAACGCCAUGAAAAUGAGGACUAAGCUUCUCUCGGACCGUUUGGAUGCACUGCUAAAGGAAACGGAAAAUCUCAAAGAUUCUUCAGGGAAAAUGGAGCAAAUGGGAACCGAAUACCGGCGAUUAGAAGACGAAAAUCUACAGCUCAUAGAAACUACUCAGAAACUAAGGGAAGAGAUCGUGGGUUUGAAAAAGGAGAAUGACCUUCUAAGGCGCGCCUGUCAACAGCUGCGUGGCAGAAAGGCGGUCUCUGAAGAGAAAGAAAUCACCGAAGUUUCGAGGUCUGAAGUCGAAAGCAGGCCUGUCAAUGGUUCCCUGAAAAAGCUGUCUGUUUCGAGAUUUGAUCCCAUAGAAGAAAGAGUCACUGCUAAGAGGACCAGUGUGGUGAAUGGCGCUCCAGACAAGCGUCGCAAAUCUCAUGAUGCAGUUCCAGGGGAUAUAAAGCUUUCUAAAGGGCUGCAAGCUCCAAUGCCCCCUUAUAAUGGAGAGGGAAGAGGCAGACAACUUCAGCGAGUUCCCCCAAGAGACAAAAAGCGCUCCCAUAGCUCUCCCGCAGUGAAGCGGUAUCCGGGGUCACCUGAAAUGAAACGACGUGCUGCCCCAAGCUCGAAAGGCCCUUCACCGCCAUCCACAGACUCGAGCCGUAGCUCGGAGACCGAUCGCAGCGUGUGCAAGAGUUCCUACUGCAGUCCUAUCUUGUCAGUGGUUGAAACGUGCCCUCUUCACCGGCAGCCGCCAGUGGAGCGUCCUCCGCCUCCAAUACCGAAUCAGUGCCCCAUUUGUAAGAAGGAGAGAAGAAGACCUGGUAUGGCGCCUGGUAUGAGGCCUGUUGAAUUUGCGCCUUUAGAAAAAUACGUUUAGGCAUAACGUUGCAUACAACAAUUGCGGCUCUCCAAUGAGGUAGAGCAAGGGAAGUGACCUGUGUCUAUCGGGAAACCUUAGAUAGGAAUCUGCCCCAGUCGUUCAAAAGUUGGAUAGCGCUAUCCACCGGAUAAAUCUCUAUCCAGUGAAUAAGUAUUACGGGAAACCAAUUGCGCUGCCCAUUGAAUGGGGAUUUAUCCAGUGGAUAGUGUUAUCUAUCUUUUGAAAUCUAACUUCUACUAUGAAAGGAAAGGCGAGUAAUUUCAAGAACGUAAAACGACUAAAAUGCUUUAUGCGGUUUUCGUGAAUACAUGGUUUCGGUGGAGGGUACCCACUCGUACGGGCCUAGAAACUUGGGCAGGUCUUUGAUAUCUAGGGUUUUUCGCAUCUUAGCAGGAAAAAGAGGGUGCUUUAAUGAGAUAAAAUUGAACGGUAAAAUCACUCUCAUAGUAUACGAAUAGACUAUUCCUUCUUUGUUUCUUAACAUGGUUACAGGUUACUUAAGGCCAACCCAAAGCAGGCUCAAAUGUCUUAUGAUACACAUAAUUGACUGCCAAAAAUAGAGCUUAAAUAAUAGGAUAUAUUGACAAAUUUAUUGUUUCAUCAUAAUUUUUGGUAAAAAAUAGUUUGCAAGGAAGUUUUCUAUCUUCAAUAUCGAAUCACAUACGCUCCAAAAUUCGUGACGUCAUUUUAUCCAUAUUCGUUACACCCAAAGGUGUAGCUACUUCCGCGGGUUCCGUGUGAUUCCCGCUUAAAUUUCAAGUCUGUAUUAUGCUUAUUAAAGUUUAUUGUACAGGUAGGGCUUCACCAAGAGUUUUAAACAGAUUUCGCUUCAGUGAUCAUCUCUUCUUAAGCCAAGAUAAUCCACAUUACUCGGUGAACUUGAUCAACUUAAUUUUGGAAUUAAGCAUUUCAAGUUAUUGGGGACAUCUUUAACAAAGUUUUAGAUUAUAUUUUUAUCGUCGUUUUACCAUAAACAAUUUAAAAUGAAAGAAAAUGGGUUUUUCUUUAUCAGUACAAGCUUAAGCAGUGGUGUUUAAAACUACACUCUAAUAACAGGGAAGGUUAAGGCCGAUUUUUUCAAAAUGUGUUUAGAUAUGCUAUGCCACGGUACCUUUUACAAUUUUAAUUUCCUUCAAUAUCGAUGUAGUGGUCUUCUUGAAUUGUUUUGAAGCUGUUUUCUUGCAUUGAUUGUCACGUAAACACCACAUUAGGGGGAUGCUAUUUUAUUGAUAAGGAAAGCAGGAGUAUAACGAUUAUAAUCCAGAACACUAAAUAUUUAUCCAGGCUAAUUGACGUCACCUUCCAGGAAAAUCGUUUUCCUAAGGUUUAACACUUUCAUUCCUAAUAGCCAAAGUUUUUCUCAUAUACUUCGAAGUAAUUAAGUAGUAGUGUGCAAAAGUUGUCCCCACACAAUAGGAUUGCAUUAACAGCCUCAAAAGUUAGAACUACAUACUAAAUGAAUAGUAUCAUGUGAAAAUACUACUGAAGAGGUUUUAUUGGAAUGGUAACAUCGUAGUAUUCUGUCCACAGACUAAAACAUUAGAGCUACAUAAUAAAUAGAUACUACUGCUUAAGAGGUUUCAUUUCAAUAGUAAAACCAUAGGAUUUGGCAAGGGCAAGCAUGAUAUGAAUGUGCGAGCAUGUACGAGAAAGCAAGACAAAUGCCUGCUUGCCUGUGCAACAAUCUUGAGAGACUUCCAGCAGUCUAUCAAAAGUUAAAAGGAUGAAUCAUUUCACCAUGACGUGGUUUAAGAGUGAAAGGGUUAGGAGCAGGUCAAACGCUGGUGAAAUGUAAGUCACCAAUCUUUACACUCAAGAGUGCCAUGUCCGCAGUUCGAUUUAGAAAGAAGCUUGCAAUAAGGCUGUUGCUAAAGUAUUUUAAAAUGCAAAUUUUGAGUUAUUAGAUAGUGCUUUUAUAGCUUUCAAAUGAUUUUUAUUAUUGUAGCACUAGAACAAGCCACAGUUCAGCCAAAUCUCAACAACAGUAUACUUUUGAAUGCAUUAUAGGCCAUACCCAGUAAGUCAUACACAUGGUACAAAAUCGUUAUGCUGGAGAGCAAGGGAUGUACUGGAAGGAGAUAAAGACAGAAAACUACAUUUUUAAUGAUAUAAGCUCUUUGCUUGUCUUGUUCCAGUUUAUCCGUUGCUCUUCACCAUGGCAGUUACGUACCACGUGAACAACAAGCUGCAAAGGGCCCAUUUCCAUCGUAAUUAUAGUUCACUUUCAGUGUUCAAAUGCAAAUUGCGAUUAGUUUUGCUCCCUUGUUUUCUUAGUCUUAGUUCUACAUUCAAACCAAAGCAGCUCGCUGUAAAUAUCCUUCAACCGGCCUUUAUUCAGUUACAUUUUUGCAACAAUUUCAAAAUGCAUGGAUCUUUAGGGACUAAAAAAAGGCAAUACAAUAACAAGUAGCCACAGUACAAAAUAUAAAUAUCUUGCAUGUUCUUACACAAGAAAGCACCUCUGAAAGGCUGUAUGUUUAGUCUUCCACUUUGAAAAGGGCUAAAGAUUGAUGACUCAAAAAGACCAAGGAGGAAAUUUCAUCUUUUUCAGUUGUAGUUGCCAAAAAAUUAAGCUAUAUGUUAUGCAGGGCUGUCACUAAGAUUUCAAGUUGCCAGGUAACUACAACAACUAGGUGGAGAAUCAAACAGCAAGAGUUCUUUUGGUUCUAUUUUUCUCCUAUUUCCUUAUGAAAGUAGCCAGGGCCACGGUCUUUCUAGUUGGGGGAAAUCCCCAGCCCCCGCCUCUUAAUGACAGUCCUGUUAUGUAACAGUUUAUUCAGAUGUGACAGUAAUGAAAGCAGGCCAACAGUACAAAGGAAUUAAAAUACAGUUCGGUUCAAAAGUAAACAACCGCCUUAUAGACUGAUCAAACUUCUAAUUUCAUAUACAAACCUGACAAAAGUCUUUAAGUAAAGGCCUUUACUUACAGAGUGAAAGAGUGGGGAGAUGACUAUGCAUCCUUUUGUGGAUGGGUGUUAUUAUAUUCAGCUUUAAUUGUUGCAUAAUAGUUUUACAUAAUUUUGUAACAUUGAACAUUGAAUUUUAUAUUCAGACAAAGAAUUUUUCUUUGAUGCAUUUUUCAACCCUGUU